AAGGGCAUCUGACAUGCACAGACGAUUCCUCCUCCUCUCCUCCGCCGCUCUGGCCUCAGGCUUCAUCACCUCGCCUCUGUCCUCCCUCUCCUCCUCUUCUCCCACCAGGCUGGCUAACCAUGCAUGCAAGCCUGCUCUCCGUCCAAGCUUGACCUCCCUCCGCAUGGUGGACUGGGACUGGGACAAAAAGAGUGAGGAGGAGGAGUACGACGGGGCUGGGGCAGAUCGUGGACAGAUCAACAGGUCCGAUCAGAUCAAGUCCCGCGUGGAACAGCGACUUGCGGAAGCCAAGAAGAUUGCAGAGGAGAAAGGCAUCGCUGCUAGAAGCGGUCUCGAUACCAGUGGCAGGCUGAAGGAGGGCGACCGUGACCCUCGCUCCGGAAGGGUCAUCGUCGACCCGUUGAAGAUCCCUACGUCUGAUAUGGGUGCUCCUGGAUCAUGGGAGGAGUACAUGGCCAUGCGCAAGAAGAAGGAGGGUGUCGUGAAGGAUGCCUUCGGCAACGUGAUUGAGGACGUGAAGCCCUCGUAUUCGGUGCAGGCAGGCACCUGGGGACCACCAAAGGAAUCAGCCAAGGAUGUAGCAGCCGACGUCUUCUCUAGCGGAGGCGGCAAGGUGAUGGGCGGGCCCAUCGAAUCGGAUGCAGAGCAGGAGGAAUGGCGCAGACAGAGAGAUGAGGAGGAGAAGAAGCGCCAGGAGGAAGUGGAGGCACGCAUGCAAAUGUGGCUCAAGCAAGCGGCCGAUAAGAAGGCGCAAGGUGGAAACUGAAGCUGAUAGACUAUAGAUUUUGAGCUCCAAUUCUCUGAACUUUGUUUUGCUCGUUGUUCCCUCUUGGGAUUGGAAACUGCUGUGAAAGAAUCGAACUGUAUCCACU
Messenger RNA from Guillardia theta CCMP2712, 872 nucleotides. RefSeq lists its product as hypothetical. The record is from RefSeq and is a predicted model, not a curated record. The coding region runs from base 14 to 766 and encodes 250 amino acids. The transcript is spliced from 7 exons. Lineage: Eukaryota; Cryptophyceae; Pyrenomonadales; Geminigeraceae.